UCCCCUUCAAGUACGCUUUUGCAAAGCGGAAACAACAAGACCCAGACAAACCGAGAAGCUUUCGAUUCUACUCCAUUAAUAUCAGGGGAAAAAAGAAACAUCUGAGUUUGUCGUCGCAUCGGAGCUUCACAAAACAACACCGGUGAUUGAACUACACAAUGGACUCGUUCUCGGGAUGUACAGAUUUAUACAAGCCAGCACGACGCUGUUUCGAUUUUCAAACGUAAACAUCCGCCGAGCAGCUUCGUCCAUGUGUGAGCAGCAACUUCAUGAUGCUAACCGUGUUUAUGAAGACUGUACCUGUCCAAAACAGAUGAUAUGGGAUUCCCAGCCAAUCCUCUGUUAUAGUACGACCGGAAUUUCUUCGUUUUGAAUCUUCCAAGACGGCAAAUUAUGAUGCGAAAGAGUUAGCACGCGCGCUAACUCGGCUAACGUUAUCAAAGCUGCGUGUUUGUGUUGCAACUGACCUGAACUGUCGUUUGACACCACGAAUAACACGACAGAUGACAUACAGUUCAUCUCAGCGAACUGAAGUGCCAUUUCACGAGCGGACAUGCUUAUUAUGGGUGUGCUGAACUUUGUGUUUAGUACAGUGGGAAAAUGUAUAGAUGCCAUUUGCCUCCUUCUGGAUCUUAACUUCGUGAUCGUCAGCUCAUUGAUUCAGCUGUUGGUUUCAGUGCUCUCCUUCAUCAAUAGUUUGCCCAUGCUCCUCACUAACUCAGUGUUUGAGUGCUGGAACCUCAGUCUGCUGUGCAUCAUCACCAUGAGGGACGGAGUGACAGUCGUGACCCAUAACAUGGUCGGAGGCUGGACUCAGCUGCUCGGAGGUGUGCUGGAGAGCUUCAAGAUUAUCGGAUACCUGUCUUCGCAUCUACUGCUGCGCACCAAAGAGCUCCUUCACCGUGGCCUGCUGUCCGGACACAGUUUGCUUCGGCAGGCUUGGGAAGGCUUUGGGAUUUUAUUCAGCCUGCUGCUGUAUUUCAUCAACACCAUCGUCAACCUGCUCCUCAUAGGCACUCAGAACUUAUACUCGUUGUUGGUGAGCACUGUGGAAGCGGUGUCAUGCCCUCUGCAGAAAGCUCUAGAGCUGACGUUAACCGUGCUGACCUUUCUUUACAGCAGUCUCGUUGGCACCUCCAUCCUGUUGUGGACGCCAUGUAGACUAGCGAUGGAGUUUUUGGGAUCGGCGUGUCACAUUUUUGUGAGCAUAUUUUUGCUCAAUUCUUACGGACUGCUUCUCACGUUGGUGAUCAUCACUGGUGCGACUGUGUAUCUGAACCCUGCGCUUCCACGACAAGCAUCUCUGCGCAUGAUCACCUUUAUUAAUACUGUUCCUAUUUUACGCCGACUCCGAAUGGCUCUACAGCGGCUCUAUGUGCUGGAGAGGAAUGUUUGGCAGCGAUUAGCAUGGCAUCGCAGCCGGAUUGGCCUCUUAGUAGCUGCAGAAAGAGAUGUUGGUCAAGCGGAGCCCAAUAUUGAGCCACAGGUUGAGCUAAAUGUACCAAACCAGGAGGUGGAAGAUGCUCCCGAAGACACUCUCCAGCCUGACAAUCCACUUCCUAGUUCCAGCGCUCACAGACCGCUCCGGAAGUUUCCAUCAGAGGACAGCUGCAGAGGCCCGCCAACAGAUAACCUUCUCAAUCUCCUGCAGGAGCAAGAGGAGAGGAAAAAGUGUGUGAUUUGUCAGGACAGCACUAAGACUGUUGUGCUUUUGCCAUGCCGACACUUGUGUUUGUGCAGAGACUGCACCAAUAUUCUUCUGCGCCAGCCAAUGUACCAACAGAACUGCCCUCUGUGCCGCCACAUGAUCCUUCAGACCAUGGAUGUGUAUCUCUGAGGCCAAACGUUUACGGAUGUGUUUGUCAUCCUCAGGUGUUUUUAUUUUUUCCGUCUUCUUCCGAGCAGGACUGUUCCUGAAAUGUGUCCAUUCCACUACUGAUGCUUGUAAAUAGAUUCGAAUCUCAAAGCUUUUAUAAAUUGUGAUGUGAGGAUCGUGUGCUUUCUUAUGUUUUUAUAUCCAUUGUCACUUUUUUUCAUCGGCUUAUAAAAGCAACACUAUUUUUCUCAUGCAGCAAUAUCAUAUGAAUGUAAGCUUUGUAUUAAAAAUGGGAGGUUAAUUGUGCUUUAUUGAGAGUGUUUUGUAGGCUAUGAUACUAACGUUGGAGUUUACUGUAAGGAUUCUUGUAUUCUGCAUUUUUUUAAGGUGAUCAAUGAACAUCUGCGGCAUCCAAUUGAUUUUUGUUUCAGCAUACAUUAGUGGUCAAAAGUUUGGGGUCAAAUAGUUUUUUCCGUGUUUUUUUUUUUUUUUUUAAUGAUUCUGUUCAUCAAGGCGGCAUUUAUUUAAUGUAAAAACUUUAAAUAUUUAUGAAAAAUUUAAAUAGCUGCUUUCUUAUUGUAUGUAAUUUCAAAUGAAAGUAUUACUCCAGUCGUUAUUUCUUUUAUUACUGUUACCAUUAAUAAUAACAAUAAUAUUAGAGUGAUUUCUGAAGGAUCAUGUGACUUAGAAUAGGGCUGUGGGAUUAGUCGAAAUCGAAUCACAAUCGUGAUUUGAAAUGUUGCGAUUAGCUAAUUGCAAGAGGCUGUAAUAUGAAACGUAUUAUAUAAUUUCACCCACCCUGAGCAAAUGCAUGACUGUCGUCUGUAUGUGACAGUCUUACUAGCCAAUUAAGUGAGCACACUUUCGUUCUGCCCAAUCAGAAUUGCGCCACUGAACUACGCCCACAAUAAAACAAACAAACAGGAAAGUGUGGACAAGUGCUUAUGGUGUCUGCCACUUCAGAAGCAUUAAUGGAUUAAUUCAUAUCAAAGAAAAACCGCACAUCGGUAAUAUGGGAAUAUUUUUAGUUUCAAAGUCGCAGACGCCGAACAAAAACAGGUCAUUUGUAAGAGCUGUCGCAGAAUUGUUGCCACGGCACAAGAAAAUACAACAACCAGCACCUAAAAAAGCACCACAGGUGGCUAUAUGAGGUGUCUUGCUAAAAAGUCAACUGAAAGUAUUGCCAGUGACAAUCUAGUAGCAAACAACAGCAAAGUACAAUUUCAGAGUUGUUUGCAGCUGUUGCACCGUAUGAAAAAACAUCACGAAGGCACCAGGAGAUAACGAACGCCAUAACUCACUCUGUUUGCUCUAGAGAAAAAUGAGUGUUUCAUUUCUGAAUAUAUAUAUAAACAAAUUUGAAUAAAAGUUGCAGUUAAAAAAGGAAUUGAAAAGAUAACUAACACACACAGCGUUUUAGCAGUAAGAAGCUACGAUACAGAUUAUUGAGCUGAAGCUUGACUCCAAAAUUAAAUCACGAAUCAAAUCAAAAUCGCAAUAUCUUAUAAAAAAAAAAAAUUGCAAUUAGAUGUUUUCCCCAAAUCACAUAGCCCUACUCGGAAGUAGAGCUGUGCGAUUAAUCGAAAUCGAAUCACAAUCCUGAUUUGAAUUGUUGUGAUUAGCUAAUCGCAAGAGGCUGCUAUAUGAAAUAUAUAUGCAUUAUUUAAUUUCCCCCGCCCAAAGUAAAUGCGUGACUGUCGUCUGUGUGUGAUAGUCUUACUAGCCAGUUGCCUGAGCACACUUUCGCUCUGCGCAAUCAGAAUUGCGCAGUCGAACUAUGUAGAACGACCACAAUAAUAAUUAAAAAAACAAACAGGAGAGCACGAACAAGUGGGAUAAUGGCGUCUGCUUCUUCAGAAGCAUUAACAGACAAAUUAAUAUCAAAGAAAAACAGGACAUCGGUAAUAUGGGAAUAUUUCAGCCUGAUCUCACGAGAAAAUGUAAGUAUUUUACGUUUUGCCAGUUUAGUAGCUAAUUCAUACGAGUUCAGUCGUACGAAAUUGUACGAUUUUAAAAAGGAGGCGUGGCACCUAACCCCACUCCUAAACUCAACCGUCAUUGGGGGAUGAGCAAAUCGUACUAAAUUGUCCGAAUUAGCCACUAAAUCAAAAAGUUACGAAUUGCCAUGAGAUUGUGUUGAAUAUUUUGGUUUCAAAGUCACAGACCUCAAGCAAAAACAAGUCAUUUUUAAGAGCUGUUGCAGAAUUGUUGCCUCGGCUUACAGAUUAUUGAGCUAAAGCUUGACUACAAAAUUAAAUCAUGAAUAAAAUCGCAAUCACAAUAUCUGUCAGAAAAACGCAAUUAGAUAUUUUCCCUAAAUUGCACAGCUCUACUCUGAAGACUGGGGUAAUGAAGCUGAAAAUUCAUCUUUAAAAUCACUGGAAUCAAUUAUUAAAUUAAAUUAUAAACUACUUUUGAACAGUUAUUUUAUAGUGCAAUAAUAUUUCACAAUUUGUACUGUAUUUUGGAUGAAAUAAAUGCAGCCUUGAUGAGCAAAAGCUUAUUUUAAAACAAAAAAUCCUGCUGAGCCCAAACUUUUGACCGGUAGUGUAUGUAGCAACCAUUCCGCAGAAAGCUGUUUUGCACUCUCUUUGACUCACUACAAUAUUUUCACAAUCUGAUGCCGUAUCCAUGCUGUUUUCGUCAUUUAUUAUUGAAGAGCAUUAAGGCUCUCUCACUGCUCAAAGGGUAUUGAUCAAUGCAUUUUCAAAUCGAAGUUUUGUGCUUGUUUUUUGUUUCGAGAGACGGUAAUCCAAUUCAGUUGUGAAAGGCUUUUAGCUCUGCUUUUUCCAGUGGAUGUUGUUAGAAAUCACUAUUUUGGAAACAUCUUGUACAUUAGAGAGACAAGCUGCAGGUCUUAUCUAAUUUAUUUUUGUCUUAUGUGAUUUUUCAAAAGCUGAAAUCCACACAUGCGUUUGGAAAGGCACAGUGCGCACGACAAUCAGGUGCAUUAAAGAGACAAACCAAGUCCAUUCAGUUGUGUUUUACUAACUUUUUUACUUAUUCUGCCGCUCUCAUUACUGCUUAAUGCAGACGAUAAGCACUAACACAUGGUUUAUUAUUGUCAUUUUAAGAUUUCUUCUUAAACAAGCUGUGAUUUCAUUCCAUAUUUAAGCCACAAGCCUUUUUAAAGUAUUCUUGUACUGCAGACUAUUUUGUAUAAAGGUCUGUGGGCAGAUGACUGUCUCUCCAGAGGCCUGGAUAAUGUCAAAACCACAUUCACUGACCAUUCAGAUGAACAAUAAACAGUAUUUGAUCUGUG
Danio aesculapii is the source of this 5078-nucleotide messenger RNA. RefSeq names its product ring finger protein 26 (gene rnf26). Gene Ontology annotation, biological process: protein ubiquitination; ubiquitin-dependent protein catabolic process. The record is from RefSeq and is a predicted model, not a curated record. Gene Ontology annotation, molecular function: ubiquitin protein ligase activity. Bases 554 to 1837 code for a protein of 427 amino acids. NCBI's taxonomy places the organism in Eukaryota, Metazoa, Chordata, Actinopteri, Cypriniformes, Danionidae. The transcript has a single exon.